AUGUCAAACGAUGAGACGAUUUCAAUAACGAUAGAGUUCAGCGGGGGCCUGGAGAUCCUGUUCGCCAACCAGAAAAAGUAUGAUCUUGCCCUACCAGCCAAAGAUGAGUCUGGAGAGCCAGCAAACGUUGCGUUCCUUGUCAGAUACCUUUGCGACAAGGUCAUGAAGGAUCCGCGGAAAGAACUUUUCGUGCUUGAUGAUACUGUACGACCUGGAAUAUUAGUUCUUAUCAACGAAGCAGACUGGGAGCUGGAAGGCGAAGACAAGUACGAGGUUCAGAGAGGCGAUCACAUCAUGUUCGUAUCUACGCUACACGGAGGAUAG
Alternaria ventricosa is the source of this 324-nucleotide messenger RNA. It is a transcript of the gene URM1, whose product is annotated as Ubiquitin- modifier 1. Lineage: Eukaryota; Fungi; Ascomycota; Dothideomycetes; Pleosporales; Pleosporaceae. Gene Ontology annotation, biological process: tRNA thio-modification; protein urmylation. The coding region runs from base 1 to 324 and encodes 107 amino acids. Gene Ontology annotation, molecular function: protein tag activity. The record is from RefSeq and is a predicted model, not a curated record. The transcript is spliced from 3 exons. Gene Ontology annotation, cellular component: nucleus; cytoplasm.